Messenger RNA from Brettanomyces nanus, 546 nucleotides. RefSeq lists its product as uncharacterized. Gene Ontology annotation, cellular component: U4/U6 x U5 tri-snRNP complex; spliceosomal complex. Lineage: Eukaryota; Fungi; Ascomycota; Pichiomycetes; Pichiales; Pichiaceae. The coding region runs from base 1 to 546 and encodes 181 amino acids. Gene Ontology annotation, biological process: mRNA splicing, via spliceosome. The transcript has 2 exons. The record is from RefSeq and is a predicted model, not a curated record.
AUGAAAAGGUUUAAGAAGAGUAUUCAAGAGAAGAAUGGUGCUCAGGAUAAGAAGCAGGUAAAGUCGCACGACUUCUUUAAGGAUCGAUCAAAUAAGAUCCAACAAAUAGAUGAAUUUAAUAAGGUUAGCCUGAUUACUUCUUCGAAUUCCAAGGAGGCAGGUUUUUAUUGUGGGACAUGCCGUCGAAAGUACAAGGAUAACUUAAAGUUCUUGGAGCAUUUAAACUCCAAAGAGCAUCUAGUCAACUCUGGGUUUGAUGAGGUGGAGGCUCAAAAUUCGAAUAAGUUCACUUUGGAAGAUAUCAAAAAGAGGUUGGAAUAUCUUAGGAUGAAGGUUACUGAGACUGCAGAUGAUAUAAGUGUGAAUAUAAAGGGGAAUAUCGAGUUAGGAAAGGAGGCAGAUAGACAGAGAAGAGAGAAACGUAGAUUGAAGAAUCGAGAAAAGAGUGAGAAAAAGAAGAUAAAGAAGCAGAUUACUUAUCACACCGGUGAAGAUACCGACAUGGUGAAACUAAUGGGAUUCUCCAAUUUCCGAUCGACCAAGUAG